Loa loa (African eye worm) is the source of this 225-nucleotide messenger RNA. RefSeq lists its product as hypothetical. The transcript has 3 exons. Bases 1 to 225 code for a protein of 74 amino acids. Lineage: Eukaryota; Metazoa; Nematoda; Chromadorea; Rhabditida; Onchocercidae. The record is from RefSeq and is a predicted model, not a curated record.
AUGAGAUGUUUCGGCAUGCCAUGUCAAAUAUUUUUCGCCGAUGAUUUUGAUGGUGAUAUACAAUCGACACAUCAAUGCUGUGGUGGUAACGUUCACAUUAAAAUGGCAACAUUAUAUGUCGCAACAUCAGCAUUAAUAUUAUGUGCUUUUAAUAUUGCUAGCAUGUGUUUUGGUAUUUAUUCAGUGAAUUUAAUACUUGAUGUUAUAUUGAUUGAUUACUGUUAG